AAACGACUCUUGCUGACAGAGUUUUACGUUGUAUUACAAAAUUUUUGGUUAAGUAUAGGGUAUAGUGUUAGAAUUGAAAGAGUUACUGCGCAUGUGCGAGACUCCCCACUCCGCGCUGCUCCGAUCUGUCUUCAGGCACGCGAGCGCUCCGGUUCAUUGUCGCUCUCAAUACAGCAGAGGCUUCGGAUUGCUAACAGCAAGAAACGUAGAAGAUAUGUCGUGCGACGCGUGUGGCGCUGCGCUAGUGAAAAAAUACAAAAAGAAUUAAAAAGUUAUUGCGACAAUACUAGUCUGCAUGGUUUUCGAUACAUAACAGCAUACGAAUCGAAUUUUCUUGAGAGACUUAUAUGGCUUGCGGUGUGUCUUUUGGGUUUUGUUCUCAGCGUAAUCCUUAUGUUGCUCGUGUGGCAGAGGUUCACGAAGACUCCCACAGUGACGACCAUUGAUACAACCACAAGUCCUAUUCGUAGUCUGUCAUUUCCCUCAGUGACGAUCUGCAAUUACAAUAAGAUUUAUAAACCUGAGGCGGACAAACUUGCAGAAGAAUUGUCGCGUCACGGAUUAAAUGUGACGGAAAUUGAACAUUUCUUUACAUCCUUACCAACAUUAGUGAAGCCUGAAUACAUUACAGCGAACUACAUGCCAGCUCUGAAACUGAUCAGAUCACUUGGGAUAACAAUUGACGAUUUGAUGCACAGGCUGAUGCAACCAUGUGACAAACUUUUAGUCAAGUGUGCCUGGCUGGGACGUUCAUACGAUUGUCAAAAAUUAUUCAAAACAGUCAAAUCCAUUGAGGGUCUAUGCUGCUCGUUUAAUUAUCACGCCACGGUCACGAAUUCGAACGUGACUCUGAGCGUAACGUCUUUACAAGUAGAUGCAGCUAAUUACAGUACUUAUGAAUCGACCACAACAACCAGUACAACCGAGUGGUAUCCGGGAGUGAACGAAAUCCAGACGGUACCCGGUGCCGGAAGAGACGUUGGACUCAGUGUUGUACUCGACAUGGAAGGGAGUACAUAUGCAGGGGCCGUGAGGUCCUAUGUAGGGGCAUCUAUACUCAUUCAUGAUCCUGUGGAUUAUCCAGAUGUCGAUUUGCAAACGGCUGUGACGCAACCAUCACAGGAAACUGCCAUAAUACUUUCUGCUUCGAUAAUUGAAAGUAUGGAUAAUGUGAGGAAUCUUGACCUUAGCAGGCGCAAUUGCUGGUUCGAGGAUGAGACCACACUGAAGUUUACUAUGGCGUAUACUUAUCAGUCGUGCGUUGCGCAAUGCAGAAUUGAACAUAUUAUAAAUCUCUGUAAUUGCAUACCGUUUUACUAUCCAACAAUAUUUAAAAAUGUAAGAACAUGCGACCUCACUGACGUUCGCUGCAUGAGAACCUACAGAAGUAAGAAUAUUAUGAAUAUCACUAACAUUAUUUCUGUAUGGAGACACGGAAUUUUAUUGAUAGUACCUUAUAUGUUUUUGUAUAUAAAAAAAGGAAUCCUAUCCAGUUUGCAAACACCGAUAGACACGGAAAAUACUAAUAGAACCUUCGCCAAGGCUGAAUGCUCCUGUUUACCACAAUGCAGUGAUAAGUCCUAUACAGUCCGCACGGAGACUGCAACACUGGCAUCGUUUAAUCAUGCUGCUCCUAUUUUGGAGAAUCUAGACACGAGGAAUCUUUCUCUGGUCUACGUUUACUUCCGCGAUAUCACCUGCCUGAAAUAUCGUCGUGAGAUUCUCAUGAGCUGGGAUAAUUUAUUGGCAUCCUUCGGCGGGAUCUUUGGCUUGUGCCUGGGAGGCUCUUUUGUAAGUCUUGUCGAGAUUCUUUAUUACUUUACGGUAAAGAUAUUUCACAGGAGUCUAGAACCCACAAGACCCGUACCGACCAAGCAUCUGGUUCUCGCAAGGAAAUCUUUUGGAAGAGUUAUCGACCGUUCCGGUACUCUAAAACAGAGUAAACUGGAAAAUCUUGGCCUCUUUAGAGAAAAUAUGUAUAUGCGUCGAGGUCAAUUAGAUUCAACAAUGAGAUUUAAUUUGCCGCGUGUACUAAAGAAACAAUCGAAACUGAUCGAGAAUCGAAUAGUUUCAAGAUUACCUGAAGAUAGCGCCACGUGCAAUUGUCUGGCAAGUGCUGCCCCCUUCAACGGCAAUCCUCUCUACUAAAUUUUACAUUUAACAUACACUUCCAAAUCGGGGCUAGCAGCUAUCUGGUUGUUUCUCUACACGCAAAUAGCCAUGAGCCUGUCUCUCUUAUUCCCACAGAAAGAGAAUAGGAAAAUUAUGAAAUUCAAAAAGCUUGAUAAAUAAAAAAAUUCCUUAGAACCUACGCGCACAUACAAGCGUACUUAUGUAUCAGCUAAUAAACAGUUGUAAAAUU
Messenger RNA from Cephus cinctus (wheat stem sawfly), 2362 nucleotides. RefSeq names its product sodium channel protein Nach. The annotation marks the transcript as partial. Gene Ontology annotation, molecular function: ligand-gated sodium channel activity. The record is from RefSeq and is a predicted model, not a curated record. Lineage: Eukaryota; Metazoa; Arthropoda; Insecta; Hymenoptera; Cephidae. Gene Ontology annotation, biological process: sodium ion transmembrane transport. Gene Ontology annotation, cellular component: membrane. The transcript has 12 exons.